This is a messenger RNA of Pseudomyrmex gracilis, 2576 nucleotides long. RefSeq names its product peroxisomal targeting signal 1 receptor (gene Pex5). Gene Ontology annotation, cellular component: peroxisomal membrane; cytosol. NCBI's taxonomy places the organism in Eukaryota, Metazoa, Arthropoda, Insecta, Hymenoptera, Formicidae. The transcript is spliced from 8 exons. The record is from RefSeq and is a predicted model, not a curated record. Gene Ontology annotation, biological process: protein import into peroxisome matrix, docking. Gene Ontology annotation, molecular function: protein binding. Bases 244 to 2094 code for a protein of 616 amino acids.
AUGCAGGGUUUAGUCCAGCCAGCAGUGCCAUUGCAACAUUGAGGGGGGGUAGGCUUGUGAGCUUGUGAGGCUUUGACAUGCAUAUACACACAUGUGUUUUAUGUAGAUAAUAUUCAGAGUAAAGUUGGGCUGCACUGUUCAGUCGUUUUUUUUCUCUUAUCAGUCGGUUAGUGUGACACUAAGAAUAAGAAAAAAAGAAAGGUAGUUUUACACUUGAACUUGGAAAUCAAAUAAUACAUAAAAAUGGCAUUUCAAGAAUUAGUGGAAGGAGAGUGCGGAGGUCCCAACUCACUGAUGCGCCUUGCAUCACAUUAUAUGCAAGAUCAUGGAUUUAAAGAGGAAGGAAUUCGCCAUCCAUUUGAUCUAACAUCAGAAACUUUUGGAAAACCAGAUGCCGAUCAGUUUGUUCAGGAAUUUUUGCAGGAACCUGCAUGUCCACAGACAUUCCGAAUGGAGAACCUGUUGCAGGAGAUGCGAGAGAUUGAUCACACUAUUCAUCCUCCAGUAGCAGCCCCUCGGGUAGUUCAAGAAUUGACUCACUUGGAUGCAGCUUGGGAAGAUCUGUGCCUUAAAUCUAACAAGGAGUUUGAAGAACUUCAUGCAAAAGAUAUAUGGAAUACAGCUGUAGUACAACCUGCUCAGAAAGAAACCGCAAAGUUUUUUGAGUCUCACGACAUAGCGUCAAACUGGGCAGAAGAUUAUCAAGAAUGUAACAUAGACACUGUACAAGAUAUCAGUAAAGAUAUUGCUCAAACCAAAAAAGAUGAAGAUCCAAACUUUGCGCAUUCGAAGUUUAUGAAAUUUAUGAAACAAGAAGGUGGCAUUCCAAUAGAGAGCACUCAAUUAGCUGGUCUGGAUAGCGCAGAAUGGAUAGAACAGUAUCACACGGAAAACCAACAACAGAAAACAAAUGAUGGUACUACUGUUGACAAUGGUGAAGAAUAUUUAAACAAAGUGGAAGAGGAAUUAGGAGCAGCAGGUACUUGGGUAGACGAAUUUGUAAAAGAAAAUCCUUCUGCAGAUAAUUUAGAUGCAUUAUGGAAGCGGUUCCAAGACGAAUGGGACAAAAUAUCUAUGGAUGAUUCUUCCUCACAUCCGUGGGUAUCGGAGUUUGACACAUAUUACGAUCCAUUUAACAAGGAAUAUCAAUUUUGCGAGACAAAUCCCAUGAAGGACUUGUUGAAUAAUCUGGAAGAGGGCAAAAAACGAUUGGAAGCGGGAGAUUUACCGAGUGCGGUGCUGUGUUUCGAGGCGGCAGUUCAACAAGAUGAAAACAAUGCCGAAGCCUGGCUUCUUCUUGGCAAGACACAGGCUGAGAACGAGCAAGAUCCUUUGGCUAUAUCUGCCUUGAAUCGUUGCUUAUGUCUGGAACCCUCGAACGGCGUUGCUCUCAUGACGUUAGCCGCCUCUUAUGCGAACGAAUCGUAUCAUAAGCAAGCCUGUCUUACGUUAAAAGAAUGGUUACUGAAGAACGAAAAAUAUAAGCAUCUAGCAGAUACACAAUCUGCUUUAACCAAAGAGGAAGACAUAACUUUUAGCGUAUCCACUUUGUUAUAUGACAAAGUAUACGAUGAAGUGAAGAAUCUAUAUAUUCAAGCCGCAAGGAUGAAUCCGCGAAAUGAAAUAGAUGCGGAUGUACAGUGCGGACUAGGUGUGUUGUUCAACUUGUCCCACGAGUAUGACAAAGCUGUCGAUUGUUUCCAAGCGGCGUUACAAGUGCAUCCUGAUGAUCCCAGAUUAUGGAACAGACUCGGUGCCACUCUGGCUAAUGGUCAGCGAUCAGCGGAAGCUAUAAACGCGUACCAUCGUGCCUUAGAAUUAUCACCGGGAUUUAUUAGAGCGCGUUACAAUCUCGGCAUAUCUUGCAUCAAUCUUGAAGCAUAUAAAGAGGCGGGCGAGCAUUUUCUAACAGCCUUAAAUCAACAAGCCGCAGGAAAAGAUCCGCAAGCUAACAGUAUACCUCCGAAAGCUAUGUCAAAUACCAUUUGGUCAACAUUAAGAUUAGUUUUGUCAUUGAUGCAUAAACAUGAUUUGAUACAAGCCGUAGAGGAGAGGGAUCUGGCAACCUUAAAUAAAGAAUUUGAGAUCAUGUGAGUCAAACGCAAACACGUCGCAGUGAUCGCAUAAAGAUUUAUCGUUGUGUAGAUUAUUUGGGGUGUACAGGUAAUCAAUAAAAACAAUAGCAAACAUUUUUGUUUCACGAUAUUCUAGCACAAGUUGUGAUUAUCCAAAGUAUUUGAAAAUAUUUUCGAUAAUCAAACACAAAAUACGUAUAUGCAGAAUAUUUUCUCGAAGUUAUUGCGCUUUAUUUUAUAACAGUGACUUUUCACUAAUUUCAAGUUUUGAUGUUUCGAAUAUAUAUAUACGAAUUAUAUAUACAUAUAUAUAUAUAUAAUUUUGUUUUUGAGAAUAUAAAUGAUUGUAUAUUUAUGAUAAAAUCUCUUGAGUGUUAAAUAUAUAAGUUACGGUAUCUUUACAUACACAGAAUUUUUCAAGGGGAUAAAACAUGUUAUAUUCAAAAUUUGUUACUAUUUUUAUUUAUACGUUUAAUGUCAUUGUUUUUGUAAUUAUGAGAG